Sardina pilchardus (European sardine) is the source of this 762-nucleotide messenger RNA. RefSeq names its product forkhead box Q2 (gene foxq2). Gene Ontology annotation, molecular function: DNA-binding transcription factor activity, RNA polymerase II-specific; RNA polymerase II cis-regulatory region sequence-specific DNA binding. The transcript is spliced from 2 exons. Bases 1 to 762 code for a protein of 253 amino acids. NCBI's taxonomy places the organism in Eukaryota, Metazoa, Chordata, Actinopteri, Clupeiformes, Clupeidae. Gene Ontology annotation, biological process: regulation of transcription by RNA polymerase II; cell differentiation; anatomical structure morphogenesis. The record is from RefSeq and is a predicted model, not a curated record.
AUGGAGGAAAACGGCAUCAAUACCGAAUCGCGGGGGCUCUUAGGAUUACGCUUUACUAUUGACUAUCUGCUGUUCAACAAAGGCACCAAGACUGAGUGGGAGGGUUCAGAGAUGGACGAAGACUCCCCCAACGCCCAGGACAGUCACAGGGAGGAGACCCCUCGAGAUGAGGAAGAGUGCCCAAAAAGUUCAACCCCAGAGGUGGGGACAGAUGCAUCCGAGGAGGACAACGAUGAGGAGAGGGUCAAAGGUGAAGGGGCAGAAGGCAGUGACGGCCAAGAGGACAAGCCCACCCAGUCCUACAUUGCACUGAUCUCAAUGGCCAUUCUGGCUUCGGAAGAGAAGAAGCUUUUGUUGUGUGACAUCUACCAGUGGAUCAUGGAUCACUAUCCUUAUUUCAAGAACAAGGACAAAAAUUGGAGGAACAGUGUCCGACACAACCUCUCCCUGAACGAAUGUUUCAUCAAGGCAGGGCGCAGUGAAAACGGCAAAGGCCACUUCUGGGCCAUCCAUCCGGCUAACUACCAGGACUUCUCCAAAGGGGAAUACCACCGGCGUCGGGCUCGCCGGCGGAUGCGCCGAGUGGUUGGGCAGCUCCCAUACCCCCUCAUGUCCCCUUAUCACCCCCUCCAUCGGCUCAAGGGGGCACCGUGCUGGUGUUGCCCCCCGAACCACCAGCUGCCCUACUUGCCUCCUGGGAUCUACUGGGGAUGGGCCGCCUUGCAGGCUCGACGCAACACCACCCACCACGCUCUGUUAUAG